GAAAAAAAAGGGAUAGGAGUCCAUAGGCUUAGGUUAAAGCUAGAUUCAGCCUAAGGCAUCCAUGAAUCAUGAUUGCCAUUAUUGGUGAAGUCUCUGACAAGUAAGCCAUGAUUGAAGGAGAGUGACCCCCACCAUCCUCUUUAUCUCCUCUUCUUUAUAAACCCCCCACACCCUCACCCACUCCCCUCAAAGCUGAAUCCAUUCUCUCCCACUUUCUCUCAUUCUUCUUCUUCUUCUUCCCCUUUCUGAAGAGAGAAAGGAGAAGGCCCAAAAAAACCUAAAGACCAAAGAUGAUGAUGGAAAAGGUGGAUCUAGGCCUUAGCUUGGGCCUCAACUCUUCUCAAAACCACUUGCCUUCUUCCACCCCCUCUCCUUCAUUCCCCCUCCACCAAAAGCCACAAUGGACUAACCUUCUUUCUCCUUCAGUAGAGGAAGCGCGGCCGAUAUUGAAGGGAAUCGAUGUGAACAGGAAGCCCGGGGUGGAGAGAGUUCUCGAGGAGGAGGAGGAGGAGGGCGCGUCGUCGCCCGAUAGCACGCUUUCGAGUUUGAGUGGAAAGAGGAGUGAAAGGGAUCCAUUUUGCAAUACUGAGGUCCAUCAGCUCGAGAGAACGAGCUCGAAAGGGGUCAGUGACGAGGAGGAUGGAGAGGGCUCUCGGAAGAAGCUCCGGCUCUCCAAGGAGCAGUCUGCUGUACUUGAGGAGUGCUUCAAGGAGCACAAUACCCUCAAUCCAAAGCAAAAGAUUGCAUUGGCAAAGCAGCUCAACCUUAGGCCAAGGCAGGUGGAAGUAUGGUUCCAGAACAGAAGAGCAAGGACAAAGCUGAAGCAGACUGAGGUGGACUGUGAAUACCUGAAGAGGUGGUGCGAGAGGCUGACAGAAGAAAAUAGAAGGCUACAGAAGGAGGUUGCCGAGUUGAGGGCACUGAAGCUGCUGUCACCAAUGCAAAUGCCUGUGAGCAUGAUGCCUCCCACCACCCUCACCAUGUGUCCUUCCUGCCAGCGAGUGAUCUCCCCCUCGAACUCCUCCACCACCGCCACCGCCGCCACCUCAUCUUCGCCGGCAAACCACCAGCACCACCACUUGUUCCCCGGCGUGGCCCACUCAAAUCCAACAUGGGCCAUGGCUCCUUUUGGGGCUGCCUACCUCAAUCAAAGCUCCUAAAUCCUUCCUAAUACUACGUCUCAAAGUGUUUUUACUGCUAACCCUAGACUAAGAAAUGACCAUCACUAGUGGCACCUGGGUAUCUAUGAAAAUGAGACUAAGCACGCUAUAUUGGUGCUGAAAUAUUUGUAUCAAAUGAUGCAAAGAUAUGUUGUUAGCAUGGUUUAAGAUGGAGAUGUAAUGGGAGAAAUGAAAUUUUUUUCUCCCGAUAUAUGUUAUUGUGAUGGGUAAGGGUGAUGGAAUGAAAUCCCGUCUAUAUUUUUUUUUUCGACGGGCAUGUACCAA
Elaeis guineensis (African oil palm) is the source of this 1445-nucleotide messenger RNA. Its product is annotated as homeobox-leucine zipper protein HAT4. Gene Ontology annotation, cellular component: nucleus. The record is from RefSeq and is a predicted model, not a curated record. Lineage: Eukaryota; Viridiplantae; Streptophyta; Magnoliopsida; Arecales; Arecaceae. Gene Ontology annotation, molecular function: sequence-specific DNA binding; DNA-binding transcription factor activity, RNA polymerase II-specific. Gene Ontology annotation, biological process: regulation of DNA-templated transcription.